AGGUUGAAGACAAAUGAUUUCUUCUCGUUUUCUGAGUGCAGAAUCAAGAGCAAGAAAGGGACAGCCAACUAGAGACGAUGGAAUUUUAACUUUUUACUCGCCAUCUCUCACUCUAUUUUCUCUGUAGAAGACAUUCAUUUAUCCUUCUUUCCCUCCCAAAAUCAUGGCUCCAUCUUCCUCGCUAACGAUUCUCAGUGUUUCCUUUUUUCUCUACUUUUUUGCCGCACAAGCCGUGCAAGUGCCAUUUCACCCGCAGGAUCUUCUACCCUUGUUGCCGAGGCAAGUCUCGUGGCCAAUUCUCAAUUAUCUCAACAGUGCCGUUGACCUUUUGCCAACGUUUGUGGGAGCUGCCUCGUCUCCAAAUGGAACCGUCGAGUGGAAGGGUGCCUGUUUCUACGAGAACGAGGCUUGGAUGGAGUUCCACAAUAAGACUGGCAGUGAAUUUGGUGGUGGAACACUUCAUAUCAAGGUUAGCAAGGCUCAUAGCUGGACAUGUAUGGAUCUUUAUGUCUUUGUAACUCCAUACCACGUUACAUGGGAUUAUUAUUUUCUUUCUCGGGAGCAUACAUUUGAUUUUAAAGAGUGGGAAGGGAAAGCUGAGUAUGAAUACGUGAAAAACAAGGGAAUUUCAAUUUUCCUCAUGCAAGCAGGGAUGCUGGGAACUCUUCAAGCACUGUGGGAUGUCUUUCCACUAUUUACAAAUACUGGAUGGGGAGAGAAUUCCAAUAUUGGAUUCCUUGAGAAGCGCAUGGGGGCUACCUUUGAACAGCGUCCAAAGCCCUGGGUUACCAAUGUCAGUGCUGAUGAUAUUCACUCGGGAGAUUUGCUUGCAAUAUCAAAAAUUCGUGGGAGGUGGGGUGGUUUUGAGACUUUGGAAAAGUGGGUUAGUGGAGCUUAUGCAGGUCAUACUGCUGUUUGCUUAAGGGACUCUGAAGGAAAAUUGUGGGUUGGUGAAUCAGGACAUGAAAAUGAACAGGGGGAAGAUAUUAUUGCUGUGUUACCGUGGGAUGAAUGGUGGGAAUUUGAGCUGACUAAGGAUGACUCUAAUCCACAUAUUACACUGCUUCCUCUGCAUCCUGAUGUGCGGGCCAAGUUUAAUGAAACUGCUGCAUGGGAGUAUGCAUUGAGCAUGAAUGGCAAACCUUAUGGAUACCAUAACAUGAUAUUUAGCUGGAUAGACACCAUAGAUGGGAACUAUCCACCCCCCUUGGAUGCACACCUGGUUGCAUCUGUUAUGACAGUAUGGAACCAAAUACAACCUGCUUAUGCUGCCAACAUGUGGAAUGAAGCCUUGAACAAGCGACUCGGAACAGAGGGUCUUGAUCUUCCUGAUAUCUUAGUAGAGACUGAAAAGCGUGGAUCAUCCUUUGGUGAACUGUUGACAAUUCCUGAACAGGAUGAUUGGCUAUACACUGAUGGGUAUUCAACCUCCUGCAUUGCUUUCAUUCUGGAAAUGUACAAGGAAGCUGGACUAUUUGAUCCAAUUGCUAGUUUUAUACAAGUGACUGAGUUUACGAUUAAAGAUGCCUACACACUCAGGUUUUUUGAAAACAACUCAAGUCGCUUACCGAAGUGGUGCAAUGAUGGAGACAAUGUGAAGCUCCCCUUUUGUCAGAUUCGUGGCAAGUAUCGAAUGGAGCUACCAGGAUACAACACUAUGGAUCCUUAUCCCCAUAUGAAUGAAAGAUGUCCAUCACUUCCCCCAAAAUACUCUAGGCCACAAAAUUGCUAAACAACUUUAAUUUCUCUAAGUUAUUAUACAACGGAUGACGUCAUUGGAGGUUCAUGCAAUGCACUGUCUCUUGAUACAACAUCUGGAAGCUGCCCAAAGGAGAGUUUAGCAUGUCGGUUGUAGAUAUGGCAAUGAUGCUGUAAAAUUUUAGAGCAUUAGCUAUUAAAUGUAUGGUUUAGAGAGUUGUGAGAACAUGAAUUGCUGUGCACAGAAUGUUAGACCGUUUUAUGUAGGGUUGAGCAAAGUUCAUUUAUAAUUGAAUUGAACUAAUUUAAUUUGGAUUUUCGUUUUA
Molecule: messenger RNA, 2024 nt
Organism: Hevea brasiliensis (rubber tree)
Lineage: Eukaryota; Viridiplantae; Streptophyta; Magnoliopsida; Malpighiales; Euphorbiaceae
Exons: 7
Coding region: 164-1732 (522 amino acids)
Source: RefSeq, a predicted model, not a curated record